This is a messenger RNA of Lactuca saligna, 447 nucleotides long. The record is from the annotation of a GenBank genome assembly. NCBI's taxonomy places the organism in Eukaryota, Viridiplantae, Streptophyta, Magnoliopsida, Asterales, Asteraceae.
AUGCCUCUUCACCGGAAUCAUGGAAGAAAUGGGAAAAGUCAGGGAACUAGGUUUCGACGAAUCACUCGACAUGCUCCGAGCGAUUGGAAUUCAAGGUCGGGUUGGCUCUUGAAACAUUCGUUAAUCGAAUUGGAAAAGGGUGUAGUUGUUAAUUUGGAGAGAGCUGUGCAACCAUCGACACAAAUGGGUGGACAUUUCGUGCAGGGGCAUGUGGAUGGAACAUGGGAGAUUGUUUCAAUGAAGGUGGAAGGGGAUUCGUUGUGGAUUAAGGUGAAGACGUCGCUGGAGAUUUUAAAUUUUAUAGUGGCCAAUGGGUUCAUUGCGGUGGAUGGAACUAGUUUGAUAGUGGUGGAUAUGUUUGAUGAAGAGGAGUGUUUCAAUUUCCUGUUGGUGGAGUAUACACAACAUAAAGUUGUGAUUCCACUAAAAAAAUUGGACAGAAGGUGA